Agrilus planipennis (emerald ash borer) is the source of this 2156-nucleotide messenger RNA. RefSeq names its product sodium-coupled neutral amino acid transporter 9 homolog. The record is from RefSeq and is a predicted model, not a curated record. Gene Ontology annotation, biological process: amino acid transmembrane transport. The transcript is spliced from 12 exons. Bases 170 to 1897 code for a protein of 575 amino acids. Gene Ontology annotation, molecular function: amino acid transmembrane transporter activity. NCBI's taxonomy places the organism in Eukaryota, Metazoa, Arthropoda, Insecta, Coleoptera, Buprestidae.
AACCGUCUAUCUUUUGGUAUGAUAAGAACAGUCCUGUUAUUUAUUCCGCGCUGGCAAGACGGUGGUAUCACAUGUGAAAAAUACAUUCGUAAGAAAAUAUAGAUGGGUCAAUCAAUCUAAUUAAAUUGGUUCUUGGGUGCUCAAUAAAGUGGUACAAUUAAAGUGCAAGAUGAGGGAUCUGAUAAGGAAUUAUAAAAAUACAAUAAGUGGUAAAAUACCAAAUGAUUCGGGAUCAGAAACUGACCCUUUGGUUAGUUCUUGUAAUAGUACAUCGACAUGUACAUCCCAGGACGAUUGUAUGUUUAAUGAUACAGAAUUUUCGGACUAUGAGACGGAGAAACCAAAGAUAGGGACCAGCGUGUCCUUACCCUUUUCAUAUCAAAACGGAAGGGGAAAACCCGAAAAAUUUAUUGGAAAUUACAGAUCCAUAUCGAUCGACGGUUUCCACAAGGAGGAGACUGAUGUAGGUCGUUAUCAGUUUAUUUCGAAUCUUGGAAAUGCUUUUAGUGCUAGUUGUACUUCUUUGCUGAGCAAAUCGUUGGAAUAUCAGGAAAUGGGGGGCACCAAGUCCAUCAAAACCCAAAGCUCACUCGUCACUAUAUUUGCAAUUUGGAACACGACAAUGGGUUCUUCGUUAUUGGCAAUGGCAUGGGGUAUGGAGAAGGCUGGCCUUAUUCCUGGAAUCAUAAUCAACAUCCUUGUGGCAGGGUUUUGUUUAUACACUUGUUACGUCUUGCUUAAAAUAAACGAAAACCAUGGAGUCAUUGGUCAAAACAACGAAGUCAGCGAACUUUGCAGAAUGCUGAUUGGUAAGUGGGCCGAAGUUAUUGCCAAAGUUUUCUCUUUGGUUGUUCUAAUUGGUGCUAAUAUCGUUUAUUGGGUUUUGAUGUCCAACUUUUUGUACAAUUCGGUUCAACUGUUUUAUGAUUAUUUAUUUCCGUCGUCGGUUACACUGGACUCGAAUGAUACACUGUUGUGCCCGUCUGCCAGCGUUUGGAAUGUUUCAAACACUAAUUCGAAUUACGUUUUACAACCGGAUGUUCCCAAAACCGGUUUCGCCAGGUUUUGGGACUUAUACAGUACCGUACCAGUUAUUUUGGGGAUAAUAAUGUUCCCCCUGUUGAAUUUCAAAAGCCCCACCUUUUUCACCAAGUUCAACAGCCUAGGAACCACAAGUGUCAUGUACCUUUUGAUUUUUGCCGCGGUUAAGGCUACGUCUUGGGGGAUAAACAUCCCCGGGUGGCAAUCGCUUUUUAAUCUAAAAACGACUUUUUGCGCUCUUAGUGGGAUGCUGUCUCUCAGUUAUUUUAUUCACAACAUUAUUAUUUCUGUGAUGAGAAGUAAUUCGAAUCAGGAAAAUAACGUACGCGAUUUGAGCAUCGCCUUCGGCUUGGUCACUUUCACGUAUCUUUUUCUGGGAAUUGCGUUCUAUAUAACGUUUCCCUUGGCAAAAUCCUGCAUCCAGGAUAAUAUCCUCGACAAUUUUAACAAGCGCGACACAUUGACUAUAAUCGCUCGAUUGUUAUUAUUGUUUCAAUUGGUAACUGUCUUUCCACUUAUCUCUUUCAUGUUGCGUAACGAUAUUUUCACAAACGUCGACCUGUUUUUCAAAAAUUAUAGUCCAGGACACUUCUCCUACGUCAAAGUUGUUAUUCUUAAUCUAGGGAUAAUCGCAGUGUGUAUUUUAUUCGCUUGUUUCUUGCCAAAGAUUGGAACAUUAAUCAGAUAUACCGGUGCUUUAAGUGGGAUGGUAUAUAUUUUUCUUUUGCCAAGCCUUCUUAAAAUUGCUUCUCUUAGGAAAGAGGGACAACUGACUGUGUUUAAACUAGUAUUUCAACUGUGUAUAAUCGGUCUAGGUGUACUUAAUUUAAUUUCGCAAUUUUUUAUUGCCGAUUGAAAAUAAAAAGAUGACAGAUAUUGAUUAGAGAUAUGUACGUACAGGUAUAUGCAGAAAAUAGUACUAAAUAGACUUAUGGUUAAUUAUAUGUGUUCAACACAUGCCCAAUACUACAAAAAAAAACAAUUGUGUGUAAAUAAUUUUUGGGACAGUAACUGGUUUUACUUUCUCAAAACAGCAGUGACUAUUUUUUGUUUUUCUGAUGAAAUGUAUUUGUUAUUAUUAUUAUUCUUAUUUUAAAUGUGUGUAUUUAUUCGUU